UUCUAGACGCGGAGUACUAUUUUGGUACCAAGUAAACAAAUUAUCUGGAAGUUUCUUGCGUGAAUGAUUACGGUAAAAUUUGUUGGGUAUUUCGGGUCGGAGAUAUCACCUUAGGUGAAGUGCAAGUAUCAUUCAUCAUCUUUUGGGGAAAGAGAUGUCAGAGAACAACGAUUCGAAGCAGCAGAUGAUUCAACCAAGUGAAUCCGCAGGUUGCAUCAGGUCCAGUCCCAGCCAGAUUUGCCACCAAGAGGCCAACGUACCACAGGGUGUUCCACCAUUUGUGCUCAUCAGACAAAAUGAUUUUUUGGCCAGAAAGCAUAAAAAACUUAAAGAAGAAGAUAUUGCCAUAUGUGAAUGCAAGUAUGAUGCUUGUUGUCCCGAAAAAGCAUGUGGUGAAAGCUGUCUGAAUGUGUUAACCAGCACAGAGUGCACACCUGGGUACUGCCCUUGCAAUGAGCACUGCAGGAAUCAGAAAUUUCAGAAAUGUGAGUUUGCGAGGACAAAGUUGUUUAAAACUGAAGGGCGUGGAUGGGGCCUUUUAGCUGAUGAAAAUGUUAAGGCUGGCCAAUUCAUUAUUGAGUAUUGUGGAGAAGUAAUAUCAUCAGAAGAGGCAAUGCAAAGAUCCAAUACCUAUGAAGCCCAAGGUCUUAGAGAUGCAUAUAUAAUCUCCUUGAAUGCAAAUUUUUUCAUUGAUGCCACAAAGAAAGGGAGCCUUGCCAGAUUUAUAAAUCAUUCGUGCCAGCCAAAUUGCGAGACAAGAAAGUGGACAGUGCUGGGAGAAACUAGAGUUGGAAUAUUUGCAAAAUUUGACAUUUCUGCUGGGACUGAACUGGCUUAUGAUUAUAACUUCGAAUGGUACGGUGGAGCCACUGUUCGAUGCCUGUGUGGGGCUCCUAACUGCUCCUUAUUUCUUGGUGCAAAAUCUCAUGGUUUUCAGGAAUAUAACCAUGUUUGGGAAGAUGGAGAUGUCAGAUACCAAGUCGAAAACAUUCCACUCUAUGAUUCUGCGGAGGAUGAGCCUUUUCCAGUCGCAGCCGGUCCUGUCAAGAUUGAGUCUGAAGAAAACGAAUCAGCGGUAGGAAAAUACAUAGUGGAAUCUGGCUUGAAAAUGGAAGUUGCAUCUGGUAUGGAAUCUCAUUGUUCGGUAGUCGUCAAUGAUGAGGCAGGGAAAUCAGAAACAAACAAGGAGGCAGAAGCUAGUAUAGAAGACAAAAGGCAAAUGUUCUCCCAAACAAAUGCUAUGAUAUCACGUAUAAGAAGCAACAGUGCAUGCCGCAAUUAUAACAUUGGACCAGGGCCGUCCUCUAAGAAAAGAUCGCAGCAUCAUCCAAUGAAGCAAAAUGUGAGAGCGAUGGGGCGGAAACAUGUCUGUUCCAAACCAGUUGCUGAGCUGUUUGCGUCUAAGAAAGCUCAAGAGGAAAUAAGAAGAUGUGAGGAACUCAAAAACAAAGCAACCUCGGAGCUCAACUCCUUGUACGACGAGAUCCGGCCGGCAAUAGAGGAGCACGAGAGGGACAGCCAGGACAGUGUGUCGACGAGCGUAGCUGAGAAAUGGAUACAGGCAACCUGCUCCAAGUGGAAUGCGGAGUUCGACUAUCACUUUUCAAUCGUCAAGAAUGCCCUGUGCCCUCCCCCGAAGAUUAUUGCGGCCAAUGCUCAGAAUGAGAUCAAGUACCUGACGAAUUAAGGGCUUCUCCCUCCCUCUUGCAUGCUGCUGCUGCUGCUCCUGCUGCCAUAUCUAUAUCUAUGCCGGUGGAUGGAUGUUUCAUGUUUGACUGCUGGCUCUGCUGUGAUUGAUUCAAGAACAGAGCCCCAGCUCUGGCUCUAUCUAUACUUGGCUGGGUGGCUGGCUGUUGUGUUAAGGAUGAAUGAAUAUGCCACCAUUUCAUUUGUGUAUUUAAUCCAUCGGUUCAGUUCAGUUAAUUAGAUCGGGCAUUGCAUCUUA
This is a messenger RNA of Andrographis paniculata, 1945 nucleotides long. Its product is annotated as histone-lysine N-methyltransferase ASHH1. The coding region runs from base 155 to 1687 and encodes 510 amino acids. The record is from RefSeq and is a predicted model, not a curated record. Lineage: Eukaryota; Viridiplantae; Streptophyta; Magnoliopsida; Lamiales; Acanthaceae. The transcript is spliced from 10 exons. Gene Ontology annotation, biological process: regulation of DNA-templated transcription. Gene Ontology annotation, cellular component: chromatin; nucleus. Gene Ontology annotation, molecular function: histone H3K36 methyltransferase activity; protein binding.